Molecule: messenger RNA, 3761 nt
Organism: Vespula pensylvanica (western yellowjacket)
Lineage: Eukaryota; Metazoa; Arthropoda; Insecta; Hymenoptera; Vespidae
Product: casein kinase I-like
Exons: 7
Coding region: 573-1631 (352 amino acids)
Biological process (GO): peptidyl-serine phosphorylation; negative regulation of canonical Wnt signaling pathway; signal transduction
Cellular component (GO): nucleus; cytoplasm
Molecular function (GO): protein serine/threonine kinase activity; ATP binding
Source: RefSeq, a predicted model, not a curated record
UUGCAACUGCGUAUUCAAGCGAACUACUUCACGUAAUCAAGUUUAAACAACGUCAUUAAAAAGACGUUCAGGAAAGAAGCAACUGUCUUGAGCAGCGCUUUCUCUCCUGGCUCCCCCCCUCUCACUCUCCUCUAUCCCUCUUUUCCUCUCACACAUUCACUGUUUCUCUCUCUUUCUUUCUUACUCUCCUUGUUCGUGACGCAUCGUAUCCCCGCAACAUCGGUUCACAGUUACUUCGUGCUGCUUCUAGGUUUAAGCGAAAGGGAAAAUGUCGACGGGCUGGUGGGGUACGUCGUACCAGCAGUGAUUUUUCCUACUAUAUUCCGACGUUCACCACGGAAUAAAGGAAAUUUCGUAUCCUAAACGCCUUCGUGGCACGUUGGAAUCGUCAAGACGUCACUAGAUAUCUUCAGGCGUAAGCUAAAAAGCUCUGAUCUAAGAGAAGAGAUAUUCCAACGGUAGUUUAGGAUCGAGUGAGACUGCCUGCUACUUUUCCCUUUUGCUAGGACCGUGCGCAGGGAGAACAGGAAAGCGUCGUCGAACUAAAGAGGCGUAAAGAAGCCACGGGUGACAUGGCGUCGGCGGUGACGCUGGUAAUGGGAAAGAGCGACUUUAUUGUGGCUGGCAAGUAUCGGUUGUUAAGGAAAAUCGGUUCGGGUUCCUUUGGCGAUAUUUAUCUUGGUAUCAACAUCGCUAAUGGCGAGGAAGUUGCAGUCAAAUUGGAAAACGUGCGUGCCCGCCACCCACAAUUGCUAUAUGAGUCCAAAUUAUACAAAAUAUUGCAUGGUGGUAUAGGGAUACCGCAUAUACGUUGGUAUGGAACCGAACGCGAAUACAAUGUCCUCGUUAUGGAUCUCUUGGGGCCGUCCCUUGAAGAUCUUUUUACUUUUUGCUCACGAAGGUUUACAAUUAAAACAGUUUUAAUGUUGGCGGACCAGAUGAUUGGCAGAAUCGAAUUUGUCCAUUGUAAACACUUUAUUCACAGAGACAUAAAGCCAGAUAAUUUUUUAAUGGGCAUCGGCCGUCAUUGUAACAAGCUAUUUCUCAUAGAUUUUGGACUAGCCAAAAAAUAUAGAGAUAGCCAGUCAAGAAUGCAUAUAGUCUAUCGAGAAGAUAAAAAUUUAACAGGCACAGCAAGGUAUGCAUCUAUCAAUGCUCAUUUAGGCAUUGAACAAAGUCGUCGAGAUGACAUGGAAUCACUUGGAUAUGUACUUAUGUACUUUAAUCGGGGAUCAUUGCCUUGGCAAGGUCUCAAAGCUGCAACUAAAAAACAGAAGUACGAAAAAAUCAGUGAAAAGAAAAUGUCCACGCCUGUAGAAGUUUUAUGCAAGGGAUUUGCUGCCGAAUUUGCGAUGUAUCUAAAUUAUACGCGAGGAUUACGCUUCGAAGAGAGCCCGGAUUAUAUGUAUCUACGUCAACUUUUCCGUAUACUUUUCCGUACGUUAAAUCAUCAAUACGACUAUACAUUUGACUGGACAAUGUUGAAGCAGAAAGUAGCAAGCUCCAGCCUCAAUGUCAAUGGCGGAACAUCUGGAGGUACACACGGUCGAGUUCUUGAAGGCAUUCAAGCGCAAGUACAAGCUGGGGUUCAGCCACCUGCUAAAACUAACGCUCAAACAGGAGCACGUUAAAGCUGUGGCAUUUUACUAUCAUCAACCCCAAUUAUGAUCAGAGGUAUCUCAACCAAGGUGCACAACUUGAUCUAAAUUUUUGUCCGAAGAGUUAAAUCAAGCGGCUCUCUAAGUCCAAAGAGAGAAAGCGAAUGACCGCGAUGGAACUUCGGAGUUUAUAACAGUGGUGAAAUAUAUAGAUUGCACGAUUAUGGAUGAAAAAACAACAAAACAUUACAGUGAUUUAACCCUUUUAGACUUGUUGGUAUUAUGCAUGUAUCAUCAAGUUGAUUUUAUUUAUUCAUUUUGCCUUCAUUUGAUUGCCUUCGCGUAGAAAAUGUAAAAAAAAAAAAGAAAAAAAAGAAAAGAAAAAAGAAAAGAAAAAAAACGAACAAGUAUGCUUUCAAAGGGUUAAGUACUUAGAGUUUUGAUCGAACCAUUUCUCUCUCUUUGAGUUAAGCAUCAAUGCAAAAUUGACUAAACGUGGCUUGUCCCAUUAUUUUGAUAUUUGGUUUAUCAUUGAUUAUCAUUAAAAUAAAGAUAUUGAUUACCCGAAGAUUUUGUUAGAAAGUGCACAUAUAUGAGAAUCCAUUGCGAACUUUUCAAGGAAAGAAGGAGAGAAUAUCUUAUUCUUAUGAGACCACAAUUAAACGAUUGCUAGAGUAAAUCGUAAUAAAAAUUUUGUAUUUACUCUAUAAAUAGAAAACAAAUACAAAAAUGGCCGAAAAUUUAUUUUGCAAAAUCACAAAAGCAUUACUUUGUGUACUGACAAAUAAGUACAGAAAUUGCUUCCUAUAUUUUUUUUUGUUUCCAAUAUGUAAUACGAAUAUAGUGUGAGUGGGCUUUUGCGAGAAAUGUUAAUAUUUUUCUUACCUCAAAUAAUAUGUCAAUAGAAUUGUAUUAAAAUACAUUAAUGUUAAGACAACAAUAGUUGCAUAUUUUCUUGAGAUAUGCUAUACGAUUUCAAUUAGAGGCAAAACAAAAGGAUAUUAACUUUUUCAACAUUUUUAUCGUUUGCUCUCUUUCUUUCUAAUCAUCGGUGUAUUUGACCGAUAACAACAGUGAUAUAUAACGGUAUUACUGUAAAAAAAUGUUAUUUGUUGUAGACUUGUUGCAGAUUUAAUUAUUAGUCUGCGUGGAUAAAAUUAAGGAUAUUAUGUUUGUAAUCAUAUUAUCAAUUUAAUAUCGUUUUCUAGGCAAAGAAGGAGAUUAAGAUGAUUACUUUUUUGCAUAGUUUUAUGUGAAUGAAGCUAUGCAAUUGUAGUUUAUGUUUAUUAUUAUAACAUGAGCUUUUGCAUUGUAUAACUAUACUUUACUAUUGAUGAAAUAGUCUAUCUUCGAAUUGAUCGUUAUCAUUGGUGAGUUCAUAUUUCGGCUUUUUUCAGUUUUCAUAAAAUCGCCUGAUACGAAAUUCUACAAUAUAAAAAAUGGGUUAUUAUAAUUUGAAAAAGGUCGUUAUUACUCUUCUGUUAUUCUUUAUUUCAGAAAUAAGAUUCUGGAUCUUACUAAAAUGUCGCGAUAUUUACAGAUAAUAAUAAAUUCCAAAAUAUUUAUUUAUUAUUGUUUUUUUUUUGUUUAUAUGACCUUAUAUCAUAUGUCAAACAUUAUGAUUUAAUUUUUACAUAUAUAUCCUGACGAUUGCCUUUGACAAAAUUGUAAUCAUAUACCAUCAUUGAUACCCGUGUUAUCGUGUCUUUGAGGUGGAAGAAAAUUUAAAAAAUAGCUAAUAUUAUCGUGACUCGCGAUGCGAAAACAACGUUAGUUACAUAUAUAGAUUAUAUUGUUCCAUUACAAGUGGGAAAUUCUACCAAGAAAAACAUUAAUCAUCAUUAAGUGAGAAUGUGCAUAAUUAUUACUGAAAGAACUAAAUGUGUAUGAUUAAUCAUUAGUGGGAGGUAUAAAUGAAAUGAAUAGUGUGUAUGGUUAUAAAACAAGAAAACGAAUGUGCGAAUGUGUAAGUUAAUAAAUAAAUAAUGAUAUAUGCACUUAUUAAUGUCUCUGGUGUAUAUACAUAUUUGUGCGUGUGUGUAUGCAAUGAAAUUGUGACAGUAACAUUAAGUAAGAUAUACUUUAAUGCAUAACAAUGAGGAAAUACAUUAACAUUACUGCUCCUUUUACCUCUAUAAAUAAAUACUGAAACAUUGUAUUAUA